AUGACAGAGGAGCAGAAGACAAUUCGUUCCUCAGGUGAGGACGUGAGUGGAAACAUGUCAGUGAAUGUUUCUGAUGAACUCACCAAGUAUCCAUGUCAAAGACAAACUGAGACACUGAUUGAUAGACUUCAGCUUCAAGACAAACUGCAGCAGAAAUUCUCACCAGAGGAUUUUCUUCAGAUCCGUCCACCUGUGACACAGCACCAUGUCACAUCUGAGAAACAUCUGGCUCACAUGUUUGUCCGCAGGCUGAUGAUGUUAGACUGCAGGGCCAGAUAUAUUCCUGUAAGAGCAGACAGUCCUGAGGGGACAGAGCCAAAGCCCAGGCCGGUGACUGACAUCCCUGAGAAGGAUUACAGUGAUUGGGAGGUUUUUCUGAACACCAGCGUCGACACAGAACAGACUCGUGUGCAUCCAAUGGAUGUUCAGAUGGCCGUGUUUCACUGCUCAGACAGCUUCCUUAAACAGACGAUGGUCACAAAGCUCUCUCAGUGUCAGUACGCUUUACCUUUGCUGGUCCCUGACCCAGUCACAAUGGAGAUGGAGUGUCCUCUGUGGACUUUCAGACAGAUAACAAAAACCUGGACGGCGACUCAGAUCAAAGAUGGCUCACCCAUCAUCACCAUGAAGAGUGUUCCAGUCUGCAAAGCUCAGACACCUUUGGUGUCAUUUUUCCGCCUGGGUUCUCUGUCAGUGUCUAAAUCUCAGCUGAUGAACGCUUUGAUCAACGACCGCCACAGCACCUUCUUCCACAGGAACUGCCCAGGAAGCACCAGGUCUCGCCAUCUGAUGGAUGGUGUGGCAGAGAUAGCCUGGUACUGCCCUGCUGGGAAACCCACUGAUGCCUUCAGGGACUGCAUGGCUUUCUGUAAUCUUCACGGUGAUGCUCUGCAGAUUGAAAAACAGCGCGACAUACUGAUUGAAAAAUCCUCCAUCAACGUUUUCCUUGUUGCAUCUCUGCAAAAAGAUGAAGAAAGCGCAUCACUUAUAGCCGCCCUCCUUAAGUCUCAUAAACCUUUAAUAUGUCUCAGUGUUGAUGACAGCUGUGAUGCUCUCAGGACUAAAAAGGGAAAAUACAAAAUGGGUCUCAAAGGCAGAAACCAGUCAGAUCUCAGAACCAAAAUUCAGGACCUGUGGAACGCCCUCCUCAGUGAGAACUUUGUUUUCAGUGUCAAGAACACACUUGAAGUUGUAGUGUACAGAAAACUGGACCUGAUGAGUAAUAUUUGGACCAUUGAAGACCAGCUUCUUAAUAUGACUGAAAGUGGAAAACUUGAUAGUGCAGAGGAGCAGCAUGGGGAAUUCAAAAGAUUCACUGAAUCAGAAGACAUUCCUGGAGUUAAAGAAGCCCUGCAGAACAACGACACUGCUGCAGCAGCUGCAAGGAUUCAAGAAAAUUUAAAACAACAAAAUAAUAUUCCACUAAAUAUCGCCAUCACAGGAGAGUCUGGGGCUGGUAAAUCAACCUUUGUUAACGCCCUCAGAGGACUGUGUGAUGAUGAGGAGGGAGCUGCUUCUACUGGUGUUGCAGAAAUCACCCCAGAGGUCACAGCGUACCCCCAUCCAAACUAUCCCAAUGUUAUGUUAUGGGAUCUUCCUGGAAUCGGCACCACCAGCUUUCCAGCUGAUAAAUACCUGAAGCUUGUUGAAUUUGAGAAGUUUGACUUCUUCAUCAUCAUCUCAGACACUCGCUUCACGGAAAAUGAUGUGAAACUCGCAAAGGAGAUUCAGAAGAUGGAGAAAAAGUUCUACUUUGUUCGCUCAAAGAUUGACAACGAUAUACAAGCUGAGAGAAGAACGAGAUACUUCAAUAAAGAGAGGACUCUCAAAGUAAUCAGAGACAAGUGCGUUCAGGGAGUCAGAGGACUGGGCAUCGAGUCUCCACAGGUCUUCCUGGUGUCCAGCUUUAAACUCGAACUGUACGACUUUUCUCUCUUACAUGAGACCUUAGAGGGAGAGCUCCCUGAACUCAAGAGAGAUGCUCUGCUGUUUGCUACACCCAGUGUCAACCUGGAGAUCAUCAGCAAGAAGAAAGAAGCCUUCAAGUCUUUAAGUACAAGCACAGACGACCAGUUUGGAUUUGCAUUAGUUAAAGAAGAAAUUAAUGAAGCUCUGCUGAAGAAUGACCGACCAGCAGCUGCUGCAAAGAUCAAUGACUUAAUGAUGAAGGAGAAAAACAUCAGACUAAAUAUCGCCAUCACAGGAGAAUCUGGUUCUGGUAAAUCCACCUUUGUUAACGCCCUCAGAGGACUAUGUGAUGAUGAGGAGGAGGGAGCUGCUCCUACUGGUGUUACAGAAACCACCUUAGAGGUCACAGCGUACCCCCAUCCAAACUAUCCCAAUGUUAUGUUGUGGGAUCUUCCUGGGAUCGGCACCACCAAGUUUCCAGCUAAGAAGUACCUGAAGCAUGUUAAAUUUGAGAAGUUUGACUUCUUCAUCAUCAUCUCAGACACUCGCUUCAGAGAAAAUGACGUGAAACUCGCAAAGGAGAUUCAGAGGAUGAAGAAAAAGUUCUACUUUGUUCACUCAAAGAUUGACAACGAUAUACAAGCUGAGAGAAGAAAGAGAGACUUCAAUGAAGAGAGGACUCUGACAAAGAUCAGAGACAACUGUGUUCAAGGACUCAGAGGAUUAGGCAUCGAGUCUCCGCAGGUGUUCCUGGUGUCCAGCUUUGAGCUCCACCUGUAUGACUUCCCUCUGUUACAUCAGACCUUAGAGAGAGAACUUCCAUCAAACAAGAGAGACACUCUGCUGUUCGUCAUGCCCAACAUCAACCCAGAGAUCAUCAUCAAGAAGAAAAAAGCUUUCAAGCGUCGAUUAUAUUGGUUGGCCACUCUGUCUGCAGCUGUAGCAGCUGUUCCAGUUCCUGGUCUUUCUAUUGCUGUUGACCUUGCUUUGCUGGUUGGUGCUGUCACACAUUUUGUUCAUGCGUUUGGUCUCGAUAUCCCGUCUCUGACGAGACUUUCUAACAGAACAGGUGUGCCCUACGCUGAUCUACGUGCUGUCAUCAUUUCACCACUGGCUGCAGCAGAAAUAACUGCAGGGCUCCUCAUGAAGGUUGCGACCCAAGUGGGACGCACAGCUGCAUUAAUUGCAGCAGAGGAAGUAUCCAGAUUUAUUCCGUUUAUUGGAAUCCCAGUAGCCAUGGGCUUCUCUUUCGCCACAACUUACACAAUUCUGAAAUCGAUCCUCAACGAGCUCGCUGAUGAUGCUCAGAAGGUGUUUGAAAAGGCUCUGGGUUUGAACACAUCAGUGUGAAUUUAAAAAUUAAAGAUGAAUGAAACUUAAGAGUACAAAUGUAAAUAGUUUAAAUCAUUAAAUAUAAAUAUAUUGAAACCAAAUCAUGUUGCAGCAGCAUAUUUGAGCCAUUAUCCUACUAUAGCUGAUAAAUGUAUCAGAGGCCUCAGCAGGUCUCAUUUCUUCUCAUCACAUCGAUACAGGAACAAAUGUGAUGUUAUUAUUCAGAUAAAACCUGCUAGAAG
Molecule: messenger RNA, 3482 nt
Organism: Neolamprologus brichardi
Lineage: Eukaryota; Metazoa; Chordata; Actinopteri; Cichliformes; Cichlidae
Source: RefSeq, a predicted model, not a curated record